Molecule: messenger RNA, 1125 nt
Organism: Abrus precatorius (Indian licorice)
Lineage: Eukaryota; Viridiplantae; Streptophyta; Magnoliopsida; Fabales; Fabaceae
Product: calcium-binding protein LPS1-beta-like
Exons: 3
Coding region: 1-1125 (374 amino acids)
Molecular function (GO): calcium ion binding; enzyme regulator activity
Source: RefSeq, a predicted model, not a curated record
AUGUCAAAACUUCAAGUUGAUCAACUUGAUCAAUUGAGGGAAAUAUUUGCAAGAUUUGACAUGGAUUCAGAUGGCAGCCUAACCAUCUUGGAACUCGCGGCGCUCCUUCGAUCGUUGGGGCUCAAACCCUCGGGUGAUCAAAUCCAUGUGUUGUUAGCCAACAUGGAUUCAAAUGGAAAUGGCUUUGUGGAGUUUGAUGAGUUUUUGGAUGCUAUAUUGCAUUACAUGAGUUCAGAGAUAUUGUUGAACCAAGAGAUGCUCCUUGGGAUCUUCAAGUGCUUUGAUCGUGAUGGAAAUGGUUAUAUAUCAGCCGCAGAAUUAGCAGGGGCAAUGGCCAAAAUGGGUCAACCCCUUACAUAUAGAGAGCUCACAGAGAUGAUCACAGAGGCUGACACAGAUGGUGAUGGUGUGAUUAGCUUCAAUGAGUUUGCCACUGUGAUGGGUAGAUCAGCCUCUGACUUCUUAGGCUUUGCAUUGCUGAAUGAUGAAAAAUCACCUAACAAUACCAUUGUAAAUCCAAUAGAGCAAAGCCAAGUUGUCUGUACAAGGAGUGAAGUGGAAGUUUCAAGUCAUAAAGCUGCUGAGAAAGAUGAGGCAUUAGAUAAAUCUGAAGAAAAAAAGAUUCAAGAUAAGCAACAAGAGGAUUGCAAGGAAGAGCAGUUAACGAUUUUAAAGAAAGAAGAACCAAAGGACAUCAGCAAGACACAACAAAAAAAAAACAAAAACCGUUUGUUUGAAGAUGAACCUGAGCCAAUAGAUGAAGCUAAACACAAGAAGUUUCGAUUUCUUCAAAGAGUGCAGAAUUUCAAGCAGGAAAAACAGAAGGAUGAUUCUGUUACAAGAGAAAUACUUGCUGCAGUAACAUAUAAAGACAAUGAAAAGGAGGGAAAGAAAAUUAAUAAGUAUAUCAAGUUGCUAGAACUUCCUCCACUAUUAUUUCAACCAUGUUCUGAAUUAAACGAAAAGCUGCAAGUUGAUAAGAAAAAGGGGAAAUGUGUAAUGAAACUAGUCUUUUGCUGGAACUUCCACUCUGAGGCUAAAAAUGAGGUUAAGCACAAGCUUAAAGGGUCUGCAAGGAUUGUUAUAAUUGCUGGAACAUCCAUUUUCCUCAGCAUAACCACAUAG